AUGUAUCGAUCAGUCCCACCUUUGACAGCCAUCGACAGAUUCCUGUGGGGCCAGCAGGCACAGAAUCACAAGACUAGUACUAUGUGGCGUAACACUGGAGGAUCAAGUUUCAUCGAUGGAUUUGUGUUACCAAAUGAGCAGGCUUUGAACUGGACACACGCUCAGGUCCCUGCAUUGUGCUUCACAAACAGAGUUUCAGGGAAGCACGACGACGACGAUACUGUGGGAAGGAGAAUUAGUAGGAAACGAUCUCGCGUAUCUUUGAUCAAAGGACAGUGGACGGAUGAAGAAGACAGGAAAUUGGUGAGACUGGUGAAUCAGUAUGGUGUGAAAAAAUGGGCUGAAAUAGCAGAGAAAUUGGAUGGAAGAGCGGGUAAGCAGUGUCGAGAGAGAUGGCAUAAUCAUUUGCGCCCUGAUAUUAAGAAAGACAGUUGGAGCGAAGAAGAAGAGAAGAUAUUGGUGGAAACACAUGCCAAGUUGGGGAAUCGUUGGGCAGAAAUAGCAAAGAGCAUUCCGGGAAGAACAGAGAAUGCGAUCAAGAACCACUGGAAUGCUACUAAAAGAAGGCAGAAUUCAAAGAGAAAGAAGAAAAUCACACACACAACACACAAAAAGCCACGUUCCUCUAUACUUGAGGACUAUAUCAGAAGCAAGACCCUGAUAAGUAAUAACACUGUCCAGAACAACAUUGAAGAAAACCAAUCUGAACCCCCUUCUGAUCAGUCUGCUGUUGUUAAUGGCGACUCUAUAAUAUCUGAACCGUAUGAUGAGGAAUUGCUCUUCUUGCAAGGUUUUCUUGCCGACAAUCAGAAUCAGAAACAGUAUCUUGCUGAUGUUGAGCACUCUCAGAAUUCUUCUUCAACUUCCUACUUGUUGGACUUUUGUCAAGCUGAUGGUGAACAGCGUCUUAUCACUGAUGUGACUGCUGGGCCUGGAUUUGUGUAUUCCAUUUCAAACCCAUAUAGCAAAACAAGCUUCUAUGAGAAUGUCCUCGCUGAGGAGGCUGUCACUCCCAUGAAACACUCCCAAUCAGAUCUUUAUCUCUCUUACUUGCUCAAUGGACCACCCUCCUCACCACUUCUGUGCGGGCAUGGAAAUCAAAACCUGAACAUGAAUUUGCUUGUGGGGUAUCAGCCGGAGAUGGAUUUAUUGGAAUUGGUUUCUUCUAAGUUUUCUACAAUCACCAACAGUGGCAUUUGAGUUCGAGCUAGCGUUUCAGUCUAUUGUUGUUUAGGUUGGCAUUAUUACUUCCUCGAUCAGUUUAAUGACAU
This is a messenger RNA of Neltuma alba, 1271 nucleotides long. Its product is annotated as transcription factor MYB119-like. The transcript has 3 exons. Gene Ontology annotation, molecular function: DNA-binding transcription factor activity, RNA polymerase II-specific; RNA polymerase II cis-regulatory region sequence-specific DNA binding. Lineage: Eukaryota; Viridiplantae; Streptophyta; Magnoliopsida; Fabales; Fabaceae. The record is from RefSeq and is a predicted model, not a curated record. Gene Ontology annotation, biological process: regulation of DNA-templated transcription. Bases 1 to 1200 code for a protein of 399 amino acids. Gene Ontology annotation, cellular component: nucleus.